AUGUUCCCGGCGUCAAAGGUCACUAGGGCGACGUGGAGGGCUCGAGACGAAGCAGCUGAACUCGCGCGGAUCAAAAGGGAGUCUGCGGAAAAAGCGGAAAAGACCGGGAACGAAUUGAUCAUCAAGUUCGCGGGAAAAGCGGAAACGGCCGAUGAUGAAUUGACCUUCGCGGAAAAAGCGGAAAAGACCGGGAAAGAAUUGACCAUCAAGUUCGAGGAUAUGAUGGAUCGAAGGACGAAAAACGAGGAGUCGAUCGACACGUUCAUUGCGAGCCAAGAUUACGAUGAUUUGAUUGUGUUGAUACAUGAAGCGAACAAGGAAAUCCCACUCGAGUACGCUAUCCAACCACUCUCGUUCAUCAUGAGCAAGCUCUCACAGAAUGAUCAAAAAAUAUUGAUCGAAGCGGCCCACGGAAGCGCAGAACCCGAUAUCAGAGAAUUGGGGUGGAAUCUUUUUCGCAUUUACAUCCGCCAGCACUAUAACCACUCUGGCGAUUUGAAAGUAAUUGAGCCUCCCAAAGACAAGGUGCCACGCACAUGA
Molecule: messenger RNA, 540 nt
Organism: Hyaloperonospora brassicae
Lineage: Eukaryota; Oomycota; Peronosporomycetes; Peronosporales; Peronosporaceae
Source: the annotation of a GenBank genome assembly